AUGAAUAAUUCAGUAUACAACAACAAUAACCGACUGUUUUCAGCGUCUAUUGUAUCUACCUUUUUGAAAGGCUCAACGCUGUUGGAUCCUAAUCGGUCAGAUACAAAUGCUAAUCCUCAAUCGAGCUUAUCAAUCUACAAUGCAUUCACAGGUGUGAAAGUGACUGCUCCAUUCGAUAUCUUUAAUAAUAUGGACUCUUUCAAGGUCUACAUUGCUCAGGUUCUAAAGAUUGACAUAGAGCGAUUGUUUCUAUUGACACCUUUUGGGAUAAAGCUAAAGUUCUCCAUGAUUGUUCAUGAGCAAAUAAAUGAGGUUUUUGCCUUCGAUAGAAAAUUCUUCAAUCCAAUGCUGGUGAGAGCUGACCGAAAAGAUGCUAUAAUAAACGAGUUGUUGUCCACUAUUGUUAAUGAUGAACUGAUAUUCAUGAUUAAGCCUCGUGAACCACCCAUUUUGAACGCAAACAUGGACAGUUUCAUUAAGGCUAUAGAGGCGUUGACUUACGAUUCCGAAGAAAUUAGGAUUAACUCUUCUGAUUUAGACUUUGAUAGCUUGAGGCUUCUGUUGAAUUUGCUUAAAAGGAACUCAGGCUGGGCAUCUGCUCUUCUGUCUGAUAUGAAAAGUGCUCUAUUCAACAACGUCUAUUAUCGUGACUAUGAAAUUGUUGAAAACAUUUUACGAGCUUUGAAUUCUUUGAUACAGUAUGUAUCAAACUUAUUUGUCAACUUGGAAAAGGAGUUUAACGCUGUGUUGGACACAUUUAAUAACCUCAAGGUGAAUAGUUUGUCGGAUAAAUGGGAAAGUUGUUUCGGGCUACUAGAAAAAAUUUCAUUUUCUUACACAGAUAAAUCAACCAAGCAGCAAAGAACGUUGAAUCUCUCUGAUCUUAUCAAUCUGGACCAAACUAUUGGUGCUUCAAAGAAGUCCAAAAUACUUUCAAAAAAAAUCAAUAAAUUUUUUGGAGAGCUCAGGUCUUUAGUUGAAAACGACAUCAUCAAGCAAAAGGAGAAUAUAAUAAAUGAGUAUGAGUCUUAUAAGGCACUAUAUCUAAAACCCGAGUGGGAAAUAUCAGAGAGAGAAACAAUGAUCAAAUCAAAAGACAUUUUUCUACAGUUAGAAAGUCAUGUGAAUGAAAUGACUAGUGACAGUGACAGAUUACCUUCUUUCGAGGAAUUGAUAACUACAUCCAGCCAACUAUCAACUUAUUUGUCACAAGAUGCAAUUAAAAAAAUUAUGUCUCUAGUUGGCCAGUAUAGAUCCCAGCGAGACAAUUAUGUUAAGCAAAUAACUAGUUUAGCAAAUGAAUUAUACGAGAUUCAACACAAGUACUCUGCUGUCCGAGAAGAGCUUCAAAAGAAAGUUGUAAGAUCAAUGCUUUUUGGAGUUGUUCAAAUUCAGUUGUCAAUACGGGAUGCGACCAAAUUACUGAACUCUGAACUAGCCUCCAAUAUUGAGCUUCUGCAAAAUAGUGAACUUCAACUAUCAUUAGUUGUAGAUCUACCAUUACUGUUUGGCAUUUGGGUUAUAGCCCUUUUGGGAAAUAUCAAAUAUGGUCUCUCAUUGAAAAAGAUUUCAAGAAAGUCAAAUGAAGUAUUUGAAAUGUUAAAUUAUAUCGAAAGAAACAAUCGAACCAAAUGGCACGAAGAGUUUAUUGAAGGUAUAGGAGUAGAGAAGGCGGACUCUAUCUUUUUGAGUGACAAUGAGUAUAAAAAUAAAUUUAUUCUAGAAAAUCUUUUCCAGUUUCAUCUGACUUCUGAUGACGGGGGUAAGAUCAACAGUACGCCCACAAUCAAGCGGCAAAGCUCAGAUACAAGCAAUUAUUUGGCCUCAUUCAAUAAAAUAAUUCAAAACUUUAAUGGGUUUCCGAAUAAAAGUCAUCAGCUUGACACUAUUCCGAGCUCUACUACGGUUUACAACGACUUACUGAAAAACUCGAGUAUUUCCUAUUUUGAGGGUUUGUUAACGUCUGUGACCAUGAAGGAUAUAAUGGAUUAUUUGAAGUGUCUUGAAAACUCAGAAUAUAAGACAAGUUUGUUGAAUCAGCUAAAAACUUAUAUGAAGGAUAUGGGACUUGAUGAACCUAUAAAACUUAAUACUAAUAAAGAAAAAAGUGUCCUUUACAAAUCUGGUAACAUUGAUGAUCUAGGUAGUUUUGAUUAUGAAGAUCAACAUUAUAUGAAAAUUUUCAAAAAGUUCAUCAAAAGUUUCGAGUCAAGUGGAGUUACCAUAGAGCUGAAAAUAGGAACACAAAAAGCAGAAAAACCACCCGUGGAUACCGGACUAGUAAGAAUUUAUGAAGAAAGAAUACAAAAACUUGAAAAUUUGUUACAUGAAAAAAGAUUUCAGCAGUUUAACAAUAGAUGGUCGCAAACCAAUUCUAAUACCCCUAUUGUCAACGUUGUUGAUAAUUCUGCAGAAGAGAAAAUUGUUGCCAGUUCAUCUGGAGUUCUAGGUAGAAAAACCAUCAAACUGCCCCCUAGUCACUACACUGAAAAAAUCCAACAGCUCGAAAGGGAAAAUCAAAGAUUGAAUCAAGAAGUUGAAGAGCUCAAAACAAGCCAGGUGGGUGAAGAAAUUACGAGGAUGAAGAGAGAAAUGGAGGUUAAUUUCCUUCAGGUCAAAAACUAUCAGGCCAAACUUGACGAUAAUGCUAGAAAUCUCGAAGAGAAGGAUAAACAUAUUGAAGGUCUGCAACAGCGAAUUGAGAAGCUUUUAGAGGAGAACAAGGGUCUUGAGAAUAAAAAUUAUAAACUAAAUUCGGACAUUACUGAACUAAAUAUUCUGAAUAAAGAUUUAUUGGAGAAUAUGUCGCAUAAAGAAAACGAGUUGAUGAGCGAAAACCAACUAAAUCAAAAGGAAAAAAACGAUCUUAAACUACGGAUUGAGGAAUUGCUUGACAUCAAAAAUCAAUAUGAUAGGGUAAUGGACAAAGUAAAAGACACCGAUGGUAUAAUAAACAAUGUUUUGUCAAUUUUAUCUUUUGCAUUCAACAAAUUACGUGAUCUCAGUAAACUCGUAUAUGGUGAUAUGGAAACAUUCUGUUUAAUUUUGGAGAUUAUGGGCUUGUUAUUAGUGGACGAAAAAAAUGGUAUGGAAAUCAAAAGGGUUAAAGGACUAAGGUAUACGAAAAAAGACUUAUUUUCGAAAAAGUCCAGCAUUGAUGAAGUGGAUGACGACAUGCUUUUUUUGGAAGUUGUUGCAUCAGACCUGAUUAACGAUUCGAGAAGUAAAUUAGAGUGGCUUCCGCAAAUGGAAGAAAAACUUGAGGAACUCAAAGGAUUUUCUUAUCAAAGCGAUAAAGUAGAGUUCGGGGAAAGUGAAAGUGUAGAAAAUACAAACGAAAAGCUACACUCUUCAAAAAUCAAAGAGAUCGAAGGAAUAUUUGAAUCACUCAAUAACUACGAUGUUAAGCUGAGAUCCGUAAUCGAAGUGUAUUCAGAAGCGGAUCUGGAAGAAAAAUAUAACGAGUUUAUCAAACAUACCUUGAUUGAGCAUGAUCUGAUUUUAGGGCGGGUGCAUAAACGUUUCGAGGAUGUCGAGUCUUUAGCCAGGAAGUUACAGAAGGAGAAAGUCAAGCUUAAGGGCGAGAUAAAGUCCCUUACUAAAAAAGUAUCUCAGCAGCUUGUUUUACGUAACUUUCAGAAUGGUGAUUUAGUACUCUUUCUCAAAACAUUAGUCCCGGUCACAGAAGGGGCCAACACCGAGGACGCGAAAAAGCAACCGUGGGCAGUAUUCAACAUCGGAUCUCCCAACUACUAUCUAAAAAGCAGCAUACUGAAAGAUCUUUCCAAGUUAGAAGAAAAAGAGUGGUUCGUUGGCAGAAUCAAGAACAUCGAAGAGUAUGCGAUAACUGAGGAAAACAAAGAUAGUAUAGACAAGAAUCCGUUCAAUCUAAAUGUCGGAACCAAGUGGUACUACGUGGAAACGAAAGAUGACUCUAUUGUGUGA
This is a messenger RNA of Pichia membranifaciens NRRL Y-2026, 3945 nucleotides long. RefSeq lists its product as hypothetical. Gene Ontology annotation, cellular component: Atg1/ULK1 kinase complex; extrinsic component of membrane; phagophore assembly site membrane. The record is from RefSeq and is a predicted model, not a curated record. The coding region runs from base 1 to 3945 and encodes 1314 amino acids. Gene Ontology annotation, molecular function: molecular adaptor activity; protein kinase binding. Lineage: Eukaryota; Fungi; Ascomycota; Pichiomycetes; Pichiales; Pichiaceae. Gene Ontology annotation, biological process: autophagosome assembly; positive regulation of protein phosphorylation; reticulophagy. The transcript has a single exon.